UUGCAGAUGAGGGUUCGAACUAUCCUGCUACGCUGAUGCUCCUACUUUUUGGAGAGCUUUUCAGGUCUGUGAAAAAAAGUUACACGUGGCCACCCUCCGUUGAGUUGUACUGCGUUCUGGCUCUACAGUCACCUUCACCCCUGCAACUCUUAUCACCGUCCCAACGGUAGCUUCCACUUUCCUUUUUCCCCCCUUUGCGAAAACCCUAAUCUCUGUAUCCUCCUAAGCCCGUCUAAAAUCUUUACCUGUUUACAUAGUAUUUUAUUUGUCAAGGACAUUGAUAUUUCUUUUUCUUUAUAUAUGAGCUUGUGUUGGUUUGCCUGCAUUUGGAGAGGCGGUGUGUGCUUUUGCUGCAUGGUGAUGCGUUCUUGAUUUUGGCGUCAAUGGAGCAGCUUUUGGACGCUUUCAGACGAGCGCAGGUGAAAAAAGGUAGCCCUUCGGACGCGAUUCUUGACAUGGUGCAUGAGUGGAAAGAUAAGGGCGAGAAUCUGUUCAAGUCUUUCGUAGGUUGCGUUUCGGAUCUUGAGUCUCGAGAAAAGAAUCUGAGUUUGGUUGGAGAGUCGUUGGGGAAGCGGUUGAAAGAUUUGGAGGAGAGGGAGAGGGAGUUCGACUCAAGAAAAAGAGGGAUGUCUUUGAAGGAGAGAGGAUUGAGUCCGUAUUGGGAAGAUCAUGGGAAGGAGCUUGAGUUGAGAGAGGAGAAAUUAGAUGAGCAAUUGAAGUUGGUGCAUGAGCAUAUAGAGAGCUUGGAGGUUGCCCAGAGUGAAGCGGAGCGCUUGCGGCUGAUGGAGAGUGAGAAGUUGAAGGAGAUUGAGAGGAGGGAGGGGGAAGUUGAUUUUAUUCGUGGUUCAUUGGAGAAACGGUUGAAAGAGAUUGAGCGGAGGGAGAAGGAAUUUGAUUCGUUCCAACAUGGAAAAUUGAGAGAAUUGGUUUUGAAGGAAGAGCUUUUGAGUAGGAAGAGGGUACAGUUUGAUAAGGAGAUUGAAUUGGUAAAUGAGAAAUUUGGGAAGGUGGAGAAGUUGGGGUCUGGGCUUAUCAAGAGGUUGGAGUUGGCACCGAAUGUUCUAGAGGGCAUGAAGUUGAUGUUAGAUGAGAGGUGCGAGGAUAUUGAGUCCUGGGCGGCUUCAGCUCACAAAUCAUUGAAGGCGAUUGUUAAUGAAGCUGAUUUAAUACGAGAAUCACUGGAGAGCCGGUUUAAGGAGUUCGAGAAUAUGGAGAGAGAGUUUAAUUCAUUCCAAGAGGACAAAAUGCAGAAGUUGGGGUCUGCAGAGCGAGAACUGAGCAUUAUGAGGGAAGAGAUUCUUAAGGAAAUCAAGUUGAGGGAUGAAAAAUUGACGGAGCAACAGGAGCUGGGACAUAAGCUUUUGGAGUGUUUUGAGGGAAUUAUAGCUAAGAAGUUUAAGGAGAUUGAGGCCCAAGAGGUAACCCUGAAUGUGGCCCGUGAAACAUUGAAUGCUAGUGCAAAAGAUUCUGAUUUAAGUAGAGAAUCAAUGAAUGUACGGUUGCAAGAACUUAAGAAGAGGGAGGAGGAAUUUCAUUUGUACCAAGAGCAAAAAAUGAGAGAACUGAUGAUGGAAGAGGAGAAAUUGACAUUGAUUAGCAAAGAGUUUAUUCAACAGGUCAAGUUUAGUGAGGAGAAAUUUGACAAGCAAGAGAAGUUGGUCCAUGGGCUCCUAGAGAGGUUGGAGCUGGCGGAAAACAAUGUCAAGAACAUGAUUGCAAUGGUGAGUGAGAGGUUUAAGGAGAUCAGCUUGAAGGAGAUUGAGCUUAAUCAUAUUAGGAAUUCCGUCGAGGGGAAAAUGGAUGAAUUAGAACUAAGAAAAGCGAAAAAAUCUGGGAAACAAGAGAGGGGAAUUAGAGCAAAGGAAGAUAGUUUGAUUUCUAUGGAAAAUGAAAUUGUAGGGAAGAAAAAGGAGCUUGCGUCGAAGGAAGUAAGCUUAGGAUCAAAAGAACUCGAAUGUAAGUACAAGCAUUUGGAAGAGCUUGAUUCGAGGGAAAAGAAUCUGAAUUCUACACGAGAAUCUAAACAAACUUGUUUUAAAGAACGUCUUGCAUCAAACAAAGUAUAUAAGCCAGAGAGGUAUCUCAACCAUGCUGGAUAUCUUGCGGAAAAAGAUCAACAGACAGUGUGCAAAGAAUUAGAGCUGAACAGCAAACAAAUUGGUUUUCAUUUUAAAGAGCAUGAAUUGAAACAUCCGCGACUAACUGAUGCCCUUGAUGCACAGUUAAGAACUGAACCAGAAGGAUCUGUAGACUUGAAACACGCAGUGGAUGUAAAAUCUUUGGAAAUGGUCAUAAACAACAGCGGGAAAGACUUGGAGUUGAUUGGUGAUGAAAUUUUUAAACUUCUUCUCCACUCUUCUGAUCCAGCUAAGUUAGUUCUGGAUGCUGUGGAAGGGCUUUAUAUACCCCAUUUAGGGGAAGGAGAUAUGGACUUGAACAUGAGGAGAGCCUAUCUUAUGUUAGAUCAGUUAACUAAAACGUCACCAAAAAUUCAGCCUUGUGUGAGAGAAGCAGCAAUUAAGCUUGCUAUCAAAUGGAAGUCAAAAAUGAGAACUAUUGCUGAAAAUCCUUUGGAGGUGUCGGGAUUCUUGCAAUUCGUGGCUGCUUAUAAUCUAUCCUCCUGUUUUCCCAAAGAUGAGCUUUUAAGUUUUGUGAAGACGGCUGUCCAACAUAAACAAACACCUGAGUUGUGUCGCAUUCUCGGUCUGACAGAGGACAUGCAUGGUUUGAUCCAGAAUCUUAUAAAUGAGAAGCAAUAUCUUCUUGCUAGCACCUACAUCUGCGAAUGUGAACUUGAGAACGUUUUUCCACAAGCAGCGGUCCUGGAUUAUUAUGUAAAACAUUCAAAGAUGUUAGCCAAUGCAAAACGUAAAAGGGAGCAUGACUCUGCUGAAGCACAAGAUGAGGCUAUUGAUAGUGAGAUUAAGGAUCUGCGCUAUGCAAUCGAACAUAUCAUCAAGUAUGGGCUUGAAUACGAAUAUUCGGUCGACACACUUACAUUGAGGAUAAACCAGUUGGAAAAGGAUCGAGAAGGCAUGAAAAAUAGAAGGCUGUCAUCAUCAUCUAAUCCAAGAAAACAGGAAUCUAACAAAAGACCUGCUCAUGCAAAUAAAAGUAAGGCACAACAGAGGCAACAUGAGGCAACCAGAGAAGUUCACCGUGUCCCAAAGGCUCAAGUGCCCGAGCAGGGUUCAGAAAAAGGAUCUCACCUUGCUUGGAAAUCUCGACAUUGGCAAAGUAAAACAAGAAAGCGUCAUGCAACUGGACCUUUCAUUUUCCACGAGCCUUGUUCACAACAGGAUCAGACAAUGAUUCAUCUGAGUAGUGCCCACAAACGACUCAGGACAAACAUCUUAUCACACGAGAGCAGAUCCCACCUGCAAGGUUGCCAUCUAAGUCCACCUUCAGAACACUAGAGAUUGAGACGCUAACCCCAGGAGAGACUAUUCCAUUUGUGAGCUGUUAGGGACUGCAAUUUUGACAAGGAUAAAACAGGGAGCAGGAACAUGUUGCAGUGAGGUCACCUACUCUGGGCAUCUCAAAAGUCCCCUACCCAUGGGCCAUAGCUGGGUUUUGCUUCCUCCAAUGAACAAUGCUCUGAUGUUCCAACAUUUUGUAGUGCUGUCGAGGGGUUAGAAAAUGGCAUGUUGUAGAUUUUUGUACAGGAACUUCUAGAAAGUGUAUUGACAAUCCUUCCUCAACAUAUUCAAAGCACACUUGCCCCUGUUGUGCUGAAGCCCUUAGCAUCCAAGGGGAGGUGAGCUUUCUUUUCA
Molecule: messenger RNA, 3773 nt
Organism: Sesamum indicum (sesame)
Lineage: Eukaryota; Viridiplantae; Streptophyta; Magnoliopsida; Lamiales; Pedaliaceae
Source: RefSeq, a predicted model, not a curated record